AUGGCUAUUACUGUUGCCUUCACUGAUUCUUUCAUUAAUUUGCCGUCGCUCCUUAUUUUAUUAUUAUCCGCAAUAGGUAACUGCAAAUCGAACAUUGAUGCUUUGAAACCAUGUUUCGAACAACACAUUGGUCAACAGCUAUCGGAUUUGUCACCAUAUCAUAGCGAGUGGCGAAUGAAAACACCAGAAGAGUGUUUACUGUUUUGUGCUCUUUCUUCGUCUCGCUGUCGGUCUACAGUUCAUGAUACCUUCCAACACAUUUGUCAUUAUUUCUUGGAUGAUGGUCAGCAACAUUCACAAAUAGCUCGUGGCAUGAUUUACUUCCGAGUAGUUGAAAAAAAUUGCUUGGACCAAUUUUUAAAUGGCUUCAACCUCACAUUUCUGGGUUCAGAAUUCGCAAUCUCAGAGGCAUUACCAUCUACUCCGAAGUAUGACACAAACACAGGUUUUAUUGAAUUACAGCGACCUGCAGUAGCGCAUGCAAACCCGUUGAUUCAUAUACCACCCGGUGGUCGAGCUAUAACUCCCACUCCUUAUUUCGAUUAUUUUGAUAGUCAACAAAAACUUAAGAAGAAUGAAAAGUUUGACGAAUCGAAUCUUACUACUGCAACUUCCAUUAUAACUACUUCUGAUAAAACUAUCGUUUCUGCUAAUGGUAUUACUGUUAAUACUUUUACUUCUUCACCAACUGCAUUAUCAAAGGUACUCUCUAAGGGUUAUCAAAUUUACGACGAAUCUGCUCAAAUGAUACCAGCUUCCAAAUUUUUUAUGUCAACUUUUCCAACGUUGUUGUCCACACACAAAGAAAAUUUAAUUAAUUUAACAUCCAGAAGAACUAAAGUAUUGGAAAAAUCAAGUCAUGAAACCCACUCAUCUGAUGAUGCUUUAUCUUUCACCGAAAACAUCAGGAAGCUUACAACGCUUAGCGCAAAUUUCGAAAAAGAUCGUCAGGAAAAUGGUGUUGAUUUGAAUAAACUGUUGAAAAUGGUUACGGAAGACAUACGACGAUCACCAAUUAAAACUUCCAUAAUAGAUGUGGAAAAGUUAGAUGAGAACCCAAAUGAAAUGAUGACACUCAUUCUGGAUAAGUUGAUACCAAUUUCGACAGUUAAAUCGAUCUCCAUGACACUUUCUAAGCAAAAUAAUAGAGCAGAAAGAUUUCUUCCAACAGCAAUAUGUGGAAGCGAUGAGCGUGAAGUAUGGCUCACUAUCGUAAAUGCUGUAUUAGAAGAGAACAGGUUGCAAAAGAAGACAAGUGCUGGGUCGUACAACUCUUGCAAAAUUAAGUGUAACCUUAUCACUGUUUCUGGGAGAGACUGUACUUCUUUCACUUAUGAUGCAGUAAAACGACAUUGUGUGACACAUACCAAUAAUAACGCCGUUGUAGCAUCUUUAGCUUUUUCACCAUCACCUGAAUCCGAUUUCAGCAUUCGAACGGCAGUGAAAUUCUGCUAUCCAGAAAGUUUGAUUCUUCUCGAAGAAUGUUCUGAAUUUAUUGCGUUUCUGGAUUAUGUGAUCGAUAUUAAGCCUCGAGAAAUUUUUGACGGUAUUCCGAGAGGUCAUCAAGGAUUACAUGCGUGCAUUGAGCUAUGUGUCUUGGCACCUCAUUUUCACUGCAAGUCGGCAGCAUUUGUUGUUAAUUUGGGCAAAUGUUUGUUGUAUGAUGAAAAUUCAUUAUCAAGCCCUGAAUAUUUUCAAGAGCAUCAGCAGUAUGGAUUGAUUUAUUUCGAGAAUGGAUGCAAGCAGUUUGAUAAAACACAAAUUCCAACGGAACGUCUCCAACAUCUCUCAAUGAAACGACCUAACAAUGUUCGAUAA
Messenger RNA from Brugia malayi, 1818 nucleotides. Its product is annotated as PAN domain containing protein. The record is from RefSeq and is a predicted model, not a curated record. The coding region runs from base 1 to 1818 and encodes 605 amino acids. The transcript has 10 exons. NCBI's taxonomy places the organism in Eukaryota, Metazoa, Nematoda, Chromadorea, Rhabditida, Onchocercidae.